This is a messenger RNA of Nicotiana tabacum (common tobacco), 1603 nucleotides long. RefSeq lists its product as uncharacterized. Lineage: Eukaryota; Viridiplantae; Streptophyta; Magnoliopsida; Solanales; Solanaceae. The record is from RefSeq and is a predicted model, not a curated record.
UGCCCUUUGACCAUUUGCAAAGCUUACUGCUUCUCCAUUUUCUCUCCAUCUUUUCUUCUUACACUAUCUUAAAUCCUUCUCAUUUUCUCAAACCAUUUAACAUAAACUCUAGUAGUGGUCCUCAACAUCACAUUCCUCAAACAAAAUAUAAGCUAGAAAUUAAAGCAUAUAACAAGUGUGUUUUUUUCCCUUCAUUUUUUGGUCUGGAAAAAUGGUAAUGGAAGGGGUUCAAGAAGAUACAAGUGAAGGAAAUAUACAAUGUAUAAACCAUCCUUAUAAAAACAGUUCACCAGGUGGAAUCUGUGCAUUUUGCCUUCAAGAAAAACUAGGAAAACUAGUUUCUUCUUCUUUUUCCUCUACCAUUUUCCCUUCUUCUACUUGUUCUGUUUCUACUCCUUCUCUUAGAUCUGAUUUUGGCACCACUUCCACUACAACUUCAGCUUUACAAAUCCCAACAAAUAACAAAAACACCACUGAUUGUAAUACUAACUAUCAUCCAUAUGAGAAUAACAUAAGGAAAUCAAGAAUGCAAUUUUUGUUGAGUCAGAAGAAGAAGAAUAGUAGUAAUAUGGCAAGUUCUGGUUCAGAUUCUGGUAUUGUUUUUAUUAAGAGAAGUAAGUCUACUACAACUCCUAGAAAUCAUUUGCAUUUCUUGGAAGCUGAAGAUUAUGGUAUUCAGAGAAAAGGAUUUUGGUCAUUUCUUCAUUACUCAUCCUCAAAGCAUUAUUCUUCCACAGGAUCAUCUCAAAACGGAUUCAUAAAAUCAAGGGAGAAAAAGAAGGAAGAAAUUGUAGCAGUUGAGGAAAAUGAGAGUCCUAAUGAGUCAACAUUUGACAGAAAGGUAGCAAGAUCCAGAUCUGUUGGUUGUGGAAGCAGAAGUUUUUCUGGUGAUUUAUUUGAGAAAAUCUCAACUGGUUUUGGGGAUUGUACUUUAAAAAGAAUUGAAUCACAAAGAGAAGGAAAGCCAAGAUUUUCCUCUGUUAAUCAUAAAGAAAGAGUCAAUUGUGGAGGCAUAUUAUCUUAUUUGGUUUCUUCUGAAGAAAAUUUGCAUGGAAAAUCUCAUAAUAUUGCUAAUGGAAGAAGUAAGAAUUGGGGUUGGGCAUUAGCAAGUCCAAUGAGAGCUUUUAGUAAAACAUCAUCAAGUGGAAAAAGAGAAGACUCAAAUAAUAAGAAUGCUACUCCUAAUUUGGCUGCAAUUCCUUCUUUGUUGACUGUGAGCAGCUAGAGAGACUUGCUUAAUUUAAUUUUCACCUAUGUCGUGCGGACUCUCGAAAAUGCUGUCACAUCCAUGCUUUACAGGAUCCGGAGCACAUCCAAUGUUGUGCGAACUUUCCAAAAUGCUGUCAUAUCUAUGUCGAAGCCUCAAGAAAUACACUAUUUUUGCAGGAUCCGAUACGCAUACAGCGACAUUUUCGAAAAGUCCGAGUAACAUAGAUUUUCACUAAGUAGCUACUGAUACUAUUACACAAAUUUGCAUUAUUCUUGUCCAGAAACUCUGUUUGUUUAUCAGGUUAUAUUAACUAAUUUCUUUGUUAUUAGAACUCUCUUUUUUUGUCCUGUUGUAAGGUUGAUGUUGAGUCCUGAUGAUUUUGCUGUCAAUUGA